UUCCCGGAAUGAGUAUAGUCAGUCGCCAAUGCGAGGGUUGAGUAGUGCGAGAGCUGCACUCUCGUCCGUGCCGCCGAACACAAAGUUCUCAAACAAACUGGUUCGAGAAACGAGAUGGCACCUGUCGUGGCACUGUUCUUCAUCUGGGCUCAGUUGGACACUAUUGCCGGGACAUCGCUUAAAUUGACCCAGACGCAAACUCAAGCCUUCUUGGGACAGUCGUUGCAAUUUAAGUGCGACGUCACGACGACCAGCAAAACGGGAGCCUUGCUGUUCGAAAGGAACACGUACGUGAAAUGUUCGGUAAAGAGAGAUGACUGUACCCAAUACACGUCAGACUCGUUGUCCCAGACACAGUACACCUGCGGGUGUGGUCAACAGGGUGACGGCAACUACGUCUACUUCCUCAACGCCUCCUCCUUACAUGCUGACGUUGUUGGGGACUGGAGAUGCGAAUAUCAAAUGUUCAGCAACACCAUCCGUGUCAACCUGACGGACUCGGAGGGUCCAACAGAGAUGUCAUUGGACAAGACAGAAGUGUCGACCAAGGAGGGAGACAGUGUCAACCUGACCUGCUCGGCCAACUGUCUCCCAGACUGUCGGUACAGCUGGACCAAGGGUGGACAGGACCUGACCAGUCAGACCAGGGAGAUUCGGGGUCAAGUCCUGGCUCUGAACAGGGUGGUGGGCGACGACAGCGGCAACUACACCUGCACAGCCGUCAACCCUUCUUCAAACAAAGCCAGCAACGUCUCCAUGAACCUUCACGUUCUGACCGCUCCGAAAAAGAAAGAGGGGGCAUCCUUCACCCCGACCUUGAGAACCUCGAAAGGUGAAACGGCCAGAUUGGAGGUCACCUUCUCCGGCGACCCGCCACCAGAGGUCAGCUUGUGCAAGAUUGAAGAGGGAAGUCUGACCCCUGUGAACAAUGUGGUCGAGGAAACAGUGUUUCAAGCUACCCCAGGGAGAGUGGGAGGCAGUGUGACUGCUGUGUUUGACGUGAAGGUGGAGACGGACGGCGACCUGGGCAUGUACUAUGUCUCAGCCGUGAACAUCGUGGAUAGGACCGUCGUCUACUUUGAACUGCGGGGUGAAGGUGAUCAGACUCUGGGUGCCCUUUGCAGCGAAACAGACAAUGAUGGAGGAAUGCGCAUGUUCGGAUUUGGAGCCUGUGUCGGUGCAUGCGUCAUGCUCGCUGUCGGAAUCAUAAUUGCUGUUGUAGUCUUCAGAAAGUACCACAAGAUGAAAAGAGAUUUGGAAUUCCCAUAUGCUUCGACUAUCAGUCCCCUCAGUGGUAUGGAUCCGAGCCACUACCAGGAACUCCCCUCCCCCAAGGAUUGGAAGAAACAGCUGCAAGAUGGAGGGUACAUUCUGCCGGAAGGGGAUCGUCCUGAGGUGUACUCUAUUAAGACUCAUGAAAAACCGGUUGAGGACAAGGCCAUCGCAACCAAGGCGGCAACUAAUCCAAUCUACGACCACAUCAGCCUCUACGGCGACAGCACCUUCCCAAGACAGAACAGCAACUGCAGCACCAGUAGCAGCUAAACAACUUGGCCGACAUGGACGAUGUUGAAGGAGACACUGGCCAGUGUCCAUUCAAUUCAAGCAAGAGACGCCAGUCUGUUUGAGAGAAUAGUUACGAAGCAUAA
Haliotis rubra (blacklip abalone) is the source of this 1649-nucleotide messenger RNA. Its product is annotated as leucine-rich repeats and immunoglobulin-like domains protein 3. NCBI's taxonomy places the organism in Eukaryota, Metazoa, Mollusca, Gastropoda, Lepetellida, Haliotidae. The record is from RefSeq and is a predicted model, not a curated record. The transcript has 11 exons. The coding region runs from base 115 to 1545 and encodes 476 amino acids.